AUGGUUCAUCAUCAAGUCACUAUUAUUGGUUCAGGCCCUGCCGCUCACACCGCUGCCAUCUACCUCUCCAGAGCCGAAAUAAAACCAACUUUGUACGAAGGUAUGCUCGCUAACGGUAUCGCAGCAGGUGGACAAUUAACCACCACCACCGAUAUUGAAAACUUCCCAGGUUUCCCUAACGGUAUCAAUGGUACCACGUUAAUGGAGCAAAUGAGAGAACAAUCCGUCAAGUUUGGUACUGACAUCAUCACUGAAACCAUCUCCAAGGUUGAUUUUUCAUCAAGACCAUUCAAGUUGUGGACUGAAUGGAACGAAGAUUCCGAACCAAUUACCACCGAUGCUGUCGUAAUCGCCACUGGUGCCUCAGCUAAGAGAAUGCACUUGCCAGGUGAAGACACCUACUGGCAACAAGGUAUCUCAGCCUGUGCUGUUUGUGACGGUGCUGUCCCAAUUUUCAGAAACAAGCCAUUGGCUGUUGUCGGAGGUGGUGAUUCUGCAUGUGAAGAAGCAUUGUUUUUGACCAAAUACGCCUCAAAGGUGUUCCUCUUGGUUAGAAGAGAUGAAUUGAGAGCUUCCACCAUUAUGCAAAGAAGAGUGAAGGCCAACCAGAAGUUGGAAAUCUUAUGGAACUCCGAAGCCAAGGAAGCCAAGGGUGACGGUAAGUUAUUGCAAAGCUUGAGCAUCUUCAACAACAAGAGCAACGAAACCAAGGACUUGCCAGUCAACGGUUUAUUCUACGCCAUUGGACAUACUCCAGCAACCCAAAUCUUUGCUAGCCAGUUAAAGACCGAUGACCAAGGUUAUAUCCUCACUACCCCAGGUACCGCUUCUACCUCCAUCCCAGGUGUUUUCGCAGCUGGUGACGUUCAAGAUAAGAAGUACAGACAAGCCAUCACUUCCGCCGGUACUGGUUGUAUGGCUGCAUUAGAGUGUGAAAACUUCUUAGCCGAGCAAGAAGUUUAG
Molecule: messenger RNA, 963 nt
Organism: Dujonia railenensis
Lineage: Eukaryota; Fungi; Ascomycota; Pichiomycetes; Serinales; Debaryomycetaceae
Source: the annotation of a GenBank genome assembly